Molecule: messenger RNA, 447 nt
Organism: Raphanus sativus (radish)
Lineage: Eukaryota; Viridiplantae; Streptophyta; Magnoliopsida; Brassicales; Brassicaceae
Product: vascular-related unknown protein 3-like
Exons: 3
Coding region: 52-447 (131 amino acids)
Biological process (GO): multidimensional cell growth; xylem development
Source: RefSeq, a predicted model, not a curated record
UUCUACAAGAUCCAACCACUCUCCAUCAAGCUUUUCCCUAAGAAAGUUCUAAUGGAAAACUCAGCACUGAGCAACUGCGUAAGGCGUACGAUAUUCUCUACUCAAAAGAGAACAAUGCAAGAGGAUCUAGAAGAGAGUAGUUGGACAAUUUACUUUGAAACCGAAGAUCGUACAUGCCAUUAUGAUGAUUCUUCCAUGAUCUCAGACGCUGCGUCCCCUAUGGCCUAUGUCGAAGAAGACACGGCUUCAUCUCCUUCUAAAAGAACGAAGGGUUACAGUGAGAUGGAAGACGAUACCACAGAAGAAAAAAACAUGAACACUACUAAAACUGAGGAUAAGGGAUUGAAUAAGAAAGGGAUAAUAAUGAAUGAAGAUUAUUGCGCAGAAUUGAAGAAGCGAGGACUUUGCCUAGUUCCUUUGUCCAUGUUGUCAAACUAUAUUGGUUGA